UUUAUAAACAGGUCUAAUACAGCAAGAGACAUUCACAAGUCAUCAAAGCAACAGACACGAUUGUGCUCCGAGUGUUUGAGGUCUCAAGGCCUUAAAUAUCCCACUCCAUAGAGAUUUCUGAGUGCAGCCAACGGACGGAGAAUGAUUCAUUAUUGUCUCGCAUUCACUGCACUGCAUGUUAGCAGAUGGCUGCCCAAACAGAACAGGCUUAAAUUUCUGUUCGUCAUUUUCCUUUUCCUGGUCAUCAUUUUGGCUCCCCAGAUUUAUGUUCUACUAAGACCCGCUUCAUCUCGAUUCUGCCAGCAGCCGCUUUUGAAUAAUCUGGUUUGCUCCAUCAUUUUUACUUUCUUUACGACAGGUUUCUCAGUGGUCUUGUCUGUAACAGACCCCAUUCCUCAAGAGUUGGCUGCAGCAUUUCAUGUGUUUGCAGUGGCGUCUUUUGGUGCUGGAGUGACGACGACUGUGUUUACUGCCAGAGCUCUGCCUUGUGCCGGGACGACCCCUGAGCUUUACCACCUGUCGUUGGUGCUGUCACUGGGCUGUGUGCUUUCAUCAGGCAAGUGCAUAUCUGCUACUGUAAGUUUUUUUCACAAUCAGAGGGGCAUACAGACUGGCUGUUUCCAAGAUGGCUGUGAGGUGGUCUCUGCCGAAGUGGGGCACGCUUUGAGCGGAAAUAAAGCUAUGGCAUCCCGUGGGAAGACUGAAACUAGUAAAUUAAAGCAAAAUAUGGAGGAGCAGCUGGACAGACUGAUGCAGCAGCUCCAGGAUUUAGAGGAAUGCAGAGAUGAGCUUGAUAGUGACGAAUAUGAAGAAACAAAGCGAGAAACCCUGGAGCAGCUUGCCGAGUUUGACGAGUCAUUGAAAAAGAUCAUGUCGGGAAACAUGACGUUAGUGGAUGAACUGAGCGGGAUGCAGCUGGCAAUCCAAGCUGCGAUUAGCCAAGCAUUUAAAACCCCAGAAGUCAUUCGGCUGUUUGCCAAGAAGCAGCCUGGUCAGCUGAGGACCAGACUGGCAGAGAUGGAUAGAGAUGUCAUGGUUGGCAAACUGCCUCGAGAUACCUAUACCCAGCAGAAAGUUGAAAUUUUAACAGCUUUAAGGAAACUUGGAGAAAAGCUCACAACAGAAGAUGAAUCCUUUCUUGCUGCUAAUGCGAGUGCAAUCCUGAGCCAUUUUGAAAAAGUCUCUGAGGACCUCGGUUCAGGUGACAAAGUGCUAGCGCUUGCCAGUUCAGAAGUGGAAAAAACAAAAAAGUGAUCAUGUCCAAAUCGAGGGACUUCUUUGUCACAGUCUGUUUACAGUGCCGGAGGUGGACAUUUUGUAUGCUCAUGCGUUUUUGAGGGUAAAAAUCGAAGCAACGCGUACCCUCCAGAUCUUCAUUUUGUAAGGGGAUUCUUCAUGGAACGAUAAGUUAAAAGUGACGGUUUUAUUUGCCACUUUUUAUAAAUCAAUGUUAAGUACCUGGUCUAUUUGGUUUGGAAUUGAAGCAGUUUUACAAAAGGAGAACUUUUUUUCUUAAUCUAGCCACAGAUAUUAUAUUUAAGAUAAUUGAAAUGCAUUUAUUUAAACAAUAGACUGCCCAACCCAAACUAGGCUGCCGAUUUGUGAAUUUAUAGUAGAAAGUUGUUACGAAAGACUAAUGCAUAUUGUCUUAGCUCAACAACAAAAGGACAUUUAUCUUCCAAUGAUACUUCUUUUCUUAAUUCCCUGUGUUUAAUAAAUGCAAAGAUCAUUAUUUCUUUACUAACUUAAAGAGUAAAUGAUUACGUUUAAAAGAUGAAACCCAUUAUUUGUGUUUGAACAGGCUGAGCAGCACUUUACUCUCUGACGAUAAAUCAAGAUCAGAGUGAAGUGAGUUUAUAGUAUGUCGCUGCUGUCCUGCCAUGUCCAUAAUACCCAGUAUAUUACAUAGUUGUAUCUGCAUGUGGGGGCUGUAGAGGUGGGCUUGUCUCCUGUUGGAGACCAAAAAGGUUUGUGUGCUUUUUUUUGGGUAAACACUUUUUGUAUUUGCAUCUUAUGGUACAUUCAAAUGAUGUUUAGAAAUGAAAUAUGAAGCUUCCAUUUUUGAGCAGAGUGCGCCUCUGGCAAUUCUGCUUCCGAUGUCCAAGGCUGGAUAGAGAAUCUGCUAUGUAGAGUAUUCUUGUGAACGCCAUUCCCUGUUCCAUGCUUUUGGUUUGUGGACAUUGCAUUGGUAGUUCCACCUCUCUCAGGAGGCAACGGUUCAACAAAAUAAAAAGUUGGAUGAAAUUGUGAUAGAGAAUCAGAGAGUGACAGCGUGUCGGAUAACAGGCCCUAGUAGGAUUAGUUAUGGGUCCGUUCGAUUCAUUCAACAUGAGCGAAGUCUGUGCACUUUGAGGGUCUCAGAUGUUGACACCUGAAAUGAAGCAUCCAGUAUUCCAACGACAAUUCUCAGUGUGCUGUUUCAUACCUUGGAUGAAGCAUAAAUACACCCCUAUGAAACCGAGUGCCAACAGGGACAGAAACAAUGUAAACUCCAAGAGAAACUCCGCAGGCCCGGGCUAGUGCUGGCGCGAUCACGUGCACCGUGUUUGAUAAACACUGAAGCCGCUGUGCAUUUUCUUUACAUGACUCAAAAGGUCAGCAGUUAUGCCGGUUUCUUUGCGGCAGUCAUAAAGGGAGAAACGGCGAGGGACCAGUCAGCCAUCCUGCUUCUGUUUCACCACAAUCCCCAGCACACACCUCAUGGAUUGUCAAGGCUGCUGUGCAAAACUGGAUUUGAAGUGACGCCACAGCCACCCUGUUCUGCCUCGUGGGACGUGAUGAAGAUAUCAAGUUGUCUACAGAAGACCGGUGGAAUCGGCAACAGAAAACAUUAUUUGUGUAAUAGAGAAUUGCUUAAUGGAUAUUGUGAGUGGAUUUAAGGGGAUUAUGGUUAAAAAUAAACCUUGUUUGGUUUU
Molecule: messenger RNA, 2915 nt
Organism: Erpetoichthys calabaricus (reedfish)
Lineage: Eukaryota; Metazoa; Chordata; Cladistia; Polypteriformes; Polypteridae
Gene: lzic
Product: leucine zipper and CTNNBIP1 domain containing
Exons: 12
Coding region: 142-1254 (370 amino acids)
Molecular function (GO): beta-catenin binding
Source: RefSeq, a predicted model, not a curated record